UGUAACUACUUGGUAUCACGAAACGUUCCUACCACAUCCACAAAGGAGAUCGAGACAUACAAUCAGAGACUGAAAUCAAGAUUUCGACGAUGGUGCAGAUCAGACUUUGGCUCUUAUCCAGCCUGGUCACUGUGUUGCAGUAUGCAUCCAAUGUCGAAGCAGACGGCACCGGUCUUCUUGGAUACGGCAAAACUCUCUACAAUCCAACAUGCGCUUUCGCCUGUCGAAGUGUCAUUCGAAAACAAACGCUGUCAUGCACACCCACGGAUUCGCACCAAAACCACGGAACCGCACACAAUCCAGUGUCCACACCGGCGAAAUGUUUCGUAAAGGAUCCCACAUUCCUGAAGACGAUGGCUCUCUGCAUCGACACCUAUUGUUCACUGAGCGACAAACCUAAGAUCUCGUUGCUUGAGGAUUACUGGGCCUCUCACUUGGGAACUGGAACACUGGGAGAUUAUCAAUACGUGCCUGUGAUGAGCUACAAAGACGCUUUGGCUGCGGCACGGGAAGAUGAGAACAAUGCAACAACGGCAACAGGUCUCGGCAUCACAUCUGCUUCAGUUCCCAAGGGACUUACGCCAUACAAGGUAUCCAGUUCAUUGCCAAUUACGACUGGCGGUAGUGGCUCUCUGAACAAGACAUCUUUGGUUGCCCCUGUGCAAUGGCAAUUGCAAUUCAAUUACCUCUCAGACUUCGAGAUCAACGAAAAGGGCCACAGUACAAUGACGAUUGUGAUCGUGGUUGUAGCAAUAGCUGUGCCUAUUCUACUUUCAUUAACACAGUUUAUCCCAGCAACAACAGUCAAUUCUGGCUGGAGUCGCUUGAAGGCGGUUCUAAUAGAUGCACCAGUCUUUGGAAGAUACCAUCGCACUCCAGUUCUCGGAGGGUUGGUUCCCACACGAGGACAUAGUCUCUACAUCUUCCUAAUCAGCCUGCUCAAUCUCGUCCUGCUCGUGGCUCCAUAUACCAUCAAACAGCCCCAGGCCAGCUUCACCACAAAGGGCAAACAACUCCUCAGUAUCAUCGGCAACCGUGCUGGAACAAUGGCCAUGGGUAACGCGGUGGCCUUAAUUCUCUUCUCCUCUCGAAACAGCUUCUUGCUCUACCUUACCGACUGGAGCUACAGCACCUACCUACUUUUACACCGUUGGCUCGGAUACUGGACCGUUCUUCACACGAUCAUUCACUCUGCGAUGCUCUGCAGCUACUACGUCCAAGCCGGCUCGUACUCCGCCGAGAUCUUGCGCCUAUAUUGGCAAUGGGGAAUCGUCGGCACGGUCGCAGUAUGUGCUAUAAUUCCCUUCUCUCUCCUUGUGAUUCGACAAAAGCUCUACGAGUUCUUCAUCGUCUCGCACAUCGUCCUGUCUCUCCUCUUCCUGCUCGGCUACUACUACCACAUCUGGUACGUCUAUACGUACAACUGGGGCUACGAGAUCUGGAUGUUCAUAGCCGCAGCGGUAUGGGCAGUGGAGCGAUUGGCCCGACUCAUUCGGAUGGCCGUGCAAGGUAGCAACACUGCGGUCGUCACUGUGCUACGAGACGGAGACGACGAGUACAUUCGAAUUGAUAUCGAGGGCAAGGACUACAAGGAGGGUGUUGCGUAUCUCUGCUUCCCAUCCCUCAGCUGGCGUUUCUGGGAGACGCACCCCUUCUCCGUGUGCUAUUCCAGCUCCGACUUUCCCCAAGCAUCUUCAUUGCACUCCCACUCAGACGCAGAGUCCAACACCAGUUCCCGGCCGAAUCCCGACCCGGAAAAGGGUCCUAAUGGAAACGUCACUUCUGUGGAAGCGAGGGGCGUCGACAUUCGAAACCGUACGUCAGGCACGACAUUCUAUGCCCGCACUCGCAGUGGCGUCACCAAAGCUCUCUUGAACAAAGCUGCUGCAUCAGAAGGCAGACAAGUCCGUCUGCGGAUCCUAGUCGACGGCCCGUACAACCACUCCGGACGCGUCCAUUCGCAGCUUGAGCGGUGUAGCAGCAUCCUAUGCAUCACAGGUGGCGUGGGUAUCACGGCAUGUCUUGCGUUUUUGAGGGACAGCAAAGCGAAAGAUAUCCAUCUGUUCUGGUCGAGUCGAAAAUCGGGACUUGUCGCAGAUUUGACGCCCACUUUGAACGCACUUCCCUCGAAUGUCAAGGUAGAGACGCUCGUCGGUCAGCGACACGAUUUGGAUUCCAUCAUCCGUCAGGCGCUGUUGAAUGAUACUGGUAGUGGUCCUCUGGCAAUUUUGGUCUCGGGUCCUCCGGGCCUAGCGGAUGAUGUACGAGUCAAGGUUGUGCAAACUGUGGGUAGUUCGAAGCAAAGUAGACCUUAUUUGUUGUUGGAUGAGGCUUUCAGCUGGUAGAGGCUUCUAUAUUCGAUACUUGUGCGAUGUUGAGUACCGCGAAUCAAGACUGAUUUGCACGCGUUGCAUGGAGCAUUUCAUAUAAUUGGUAAAUAUUAAUUGAUAGUCAUUCACUCUAAACGUACUCCAUAC
This is a messenger RNA of Aaosphaeria arxii CBS 175.79, 2477 nucleotides long. RefSeq names its product ferric reductase-like protein transmembrane component 4. The transcript is spliced from 2 exons. The record is from RefSeq and is a predicted model, not a curated record. The coding region runs from base 90 to 2345 and encodes 751 amino acids. Gene Ontology annotation, biological process: intracellular iron ion homeostasis; copper ion import; iron ion transport. Gene Ontology annotation, cellular component: plasma membrane. Gene Ontology annotation, molecular function: ferric-chelate reductase activity. NCBI's taxonomy places the organism in Eukaryota, Fungi, Ascomycota, Dothideomycetes, Pleosporales.